Olea europaea var. sylvestris is the source of this 1941-nucleotide messenger RNA. RefSeq lists its product as uncharacterized. Bases 1 to 1941 code for a protein of 646 amino acids. NCBI's taxonomy places the organism in Eukaryota, Viridiplantae, Streptophyta, Magnoliopsida, Lamiales, Oleaceae. The transcript is spliced from 3 exons. The record is from RefSeq and is a predicted model, not a curated record.
AUGGAUCCAAUUACAUCCCACACCACUGAAGUGGUAGAGCCUCAAAAGAAGGGUACUACUAAACAACGCGUGGAUGCGCUUGAUGAGACAACUACUAGGUUGUGUUGUGCCUUGGAAGGUCUCGAGGAAAAAGUCGAGAUGGCCGAAUCUGAGAUUCAUGGAUUACACAUCCAACUGGAUGAAAGCCAAAGGGCUUGCGCAGCAAUGACUGAAGCUGCUACAAUCAUUCCUGAUCUGCAGGAUGAAAUGGAAGCAUUGAGAGCUCAAUUGCGGGUACUCCAACGUGCGAUGGGCAAUGGGCAAGCUCUCGUACCUAAGUAUGCUCCUAGACUCAGAAUUUCUGAACCGUGUACCUACGGAGGGGCACAUGAUGCAAAAGAAGUCGAAAACUUCUUGUUUGACAUGGAACAGUACUUUCUCACAGUUUCGAUCGAAGAUGAAGUUAGAAAGGAAGCGAUUAGAUCGCAGUUUUUCCCGAAAAAUGUCGAGUAUCAGCCUCGACGGGCACUUCGAGACCUGAAACACACGAGCUCUAUCAAAGAGUAUGUGAAAUCCUUUUCGGGGCAUAUGCUGAACAUUCGAGAUAUGUCAGAAAAGGAUAAGCUCUUCACCUUUAUGGAAGGGUUGAAACCGUGGACACGCACGGAACUUCAAAGACAGAAAGUUACUGAUUUGUGCACGGCCAUGGGAGCCGCUGAAUGCUUGAGCGACUACCAAACAGAAUCUAGAAAGAAUCGACCUUCGGGGAGUAAUCAAGCAAUUGGAGGUGGUAAUAGACCUUAUAGACCCAGCUCAAACCCCAAUGGGAGAGAGUGUUACUCUCAGAAUAGGGAAGGAGCCUAUCAAAGCACUCGUGGCUUUCAGGGAAACUAUCAUAAUAGCCGUCAAGAAAAUUUUAACGGCAGCAACAUUAACAACUGGAACAAAGGAAAAGCAACGAAGGACCGAACUGAUACCACUCCCAAAUUGAAGUGUUUUUUAUGCGAAGGACCUCAUCGGGUGUCAGAGUGUCCUCAGAAGCGGAUGGUGAAUGCACAUUGUCAGUUAGCAAGUGGCGGGUCAAGUUCAAAGCAAGAGGCCCCGCAGGCUAAUUGUCAUAGUGAGACCGAUUCCAAAGAGGAUGAGGACGUAGUUGGGGCAUUUUCACAUCGGUGCAACACACUGUCACAUCGGGUUGCUGAAAAGGAUGAUGUCCCAUUGAAAGAGGCAAAAAUGGAAGAAGCAAAGGCUCAAAUUUGUAGGGCCAAAUGCUUAAUGUACAUUGAUGAUAGUGAAAAAGUCAAAGCAAUCAACUCCGCAGCUCAACCAAUAGCUAGAGUGGCGAAAUUGGUGUUGAUCAAAGUAGGUCCUUUCGAGGGAAGGACAAAUUUAUCUGCAGUUCAGAUGGAUGAUUUCAAGUUUAUUCUAGGAUUGAAAUUUCUUCGGGAUACUAAGACAGCAAUGUUGCCAUAUUUCGAUUCGUUAAUGAUGAUGGGUAAUAAGCCGUGUGGCAUCCCUACACAGGUUGGGAGGAUGGGCGAGAAGAGAAUCUUAGUCAUGCAAUUUAGUAAGGGUUUUAAGAGAAAUGAACCUUAUUUUUUGUGCACUCUUCGAUUAGAGGAGAUUGAAGAGGCGAAUGGUCCUAUUCCAAAUCUCGUUAAAAGGCUUAUUCAGGAAUUUGAGGACAUCAUGUCAGACGAAUUACUAAAGAAAUUACCACCAAGAAGGAUGAUUGAUCAUGAGAUUGAACUUAUUCCAGGCGUUAAGCCUCCCGCCAGGGCACCAUACCAUAUGUCUCAGCCUGAGCAUGAAGAGCUUAGGAAGCAAUUGGGAGAAAUGUUGGAGAGUGGAAUCAUUGUUCCUGCGAAGUCGCCAUACGGAGCUCCUGUAUUGUUUCAGAAAAGGCCGAUGGUUCUCUUAGAAUGUGCUGCGACUAUCAAGCCUAAAACAAGAUUACUGUAA